AUGCGCGUUAUCUCCCCCCCCAAAACCAAAAACCUGCAGGGCCCCGCCUUCUCAGUGGGCAACCAGUACCGCUUUAUGGCCGCAGAGCUGAGCCCCCCGGCCUUCAAGCCGCGCGCCAUCUCCAUAGUCGUGCUCUGCGGCGUGCCCGCCGCCGCCGUCGGCCCCGAAUUCGCGCGCCAGGCGCUGCUGGCGCUGCCCCCCAUCGGCGGCUUCCUGGUGCUGAUAGGCAUCUACCUCCUGCUGAUCUGCGCCAUGCUGCUCGUAGACUGGCGCGCCCUCGCGCGGCUGGAAGCCCACGCGGACGCCGCCGCGCCCGCCGCCGCCGCCACGUGCGCCGCGGCGCCUCUGCCGGCAGGGCAUGGAGCCAAAUCAGGUUUGGUCUUGAAGGACUCAGAGGUUGGGGGGCAGCAUGAUGCUGUGAUUGAGGUGCCGUCGUUGGCCGUUGUGAAGGGCAACGGCCAGCAGCAGCAGCAGCAGCAGCAGCAGCAGCAGCAGCAGCAGCAGCAGCAGCAGGAAAAGCAGGUGCAGCAAGCGCAGAAUGGGCAGCAGCAGCCGAAGCAGCAGGAGCAGCAGGAGCAGCAGCUACCACAGAAGCAGCAGCAGCAAGCGGAUAAGGGGCAGCAGCAGCAGCAGCAGCAGCAGCAGCAGCAGCGCCUGCCGCCUUCCGCGUCGUUGCCGGGGCGCCCCCUUUUGAGCUACAGGGAGCUGCUGCUGAAUCAGCAGUUCCUAGUGCCGGCGGCGAUCUGCGGCGGCAGCUUCAUGGCGAUGGCGGGCAUCAUGGCGAUCACGCCCGUGCGGAUGGCCAUGGUGGGUGCUGGCGGGGCGCAGACCGUCAGCAUGAGCACAUGGGUGGUUGAGGCCCACAUCGUGGCCAUGUACAUUCCCGGGCUGCUGUCAGCUGACCUGAUCAGGGCAGUGGGGGCCCCGGCAUCGGCGGUGUUCGGCUGCGCCUUGCUGCUCGCUGGCAACGCCGCCUACUAUGGAGGAGACCACGAGGCGAUAUAUUUCGUGGGCAUGGUGGUCAUCGGGCUGGGGUGGCACUUUGCGUACGUUGGGGCCACUGCGGCUGUCUUGGCCGUCUUUGCCCGGGAGCCGCGGCGGCGCUUUGUAGUUCAGGGUGCGACAGACACGGUCGUCAUCAGCCUCUCUGGCACCGCCAUCGGCACGUCCGCCGUGCUCAACCUGCGCUUCGGCUGGCAGGCGUUCAUCUCCAUAUACAUGGUCAUCCAGGGCCUGCUGCUGCUGCUGGCAUGCUGGCUGGCGUUCACCGCGCGGCGCGCGGCGCGGGCGGCGGCGGCGGCGGCGCGGCCAGGGGCGUGA
Molecule: messenger RNA, 1320 nt
Organism: Monoraphidium neglectum
Lineage: Eukaryota; Viridiplantae; Chlorophyta; Chlorophyceae; Sphaeropleales; Selenastraceae
Product: major facilitator transporter
Exons: 6
Coding region: 1-1320 (439 amino acids)
Source: RefSeq, a predicted model, not a curated record